This is a messenger RNA of Anolis carolinensis (green anole), 7200 nucleotides long. It is a transcript of the gene rsbn1, whose product is annotated as round spermatid basic protein 1. The transcript is spliced from 7 exons. Gene Ontology annotation, cellular component: nucleus. The record is from RefSeq and is a predicted model, not a curated record. Bases 187 to 2220 code for a protein of 677 amino acids. NCBI's taxonomy places the organism in Eukaryota, Metazoa, Chordata, Lepidosauria, Squamata, Anolidae.
CCUCUUUGGCUGGGACUACCCAGAGAGAACUCCGAGGAAAACCUCUCGUCCCAGCCAUCCGCGCGCGGCCGAGCAUGCGCCCGGCGUUCGCUUCUCGGACUACAUUUCCCAGAGGGCCCUCGCCAGCGCUUGCGCAGUCCGUCCUGGCGCUCGGGCCAUUUAAAUGUGUGUGAGGGAGACGGCGAAAUGGCUGCGGUGCGCGCCGUGUCCCGAGGCGCGGCGGAGACGCCUUCGCUGCCGCUGGGAGAGCGACCCGGCCGGCCGAGGGGCGGAGGGAGAAAGCGGAAGCCCCCGCCGGGGGAGCUCGAAGGCUGCAAGAGGGCCAAGACGGGCCAGCAGGCCAAUACUACCACCACCACCACCAUGGUGUUGGGGCCCGCUCAGGCGGAGCCGCUCCCCGCCGUGACGACGACGACAGCGGGCCUCUUCACCUUCGCCUCCCUCAGCCUCUCGCCACCGCCGCCGCUGCCUCCUCAGCCACCGCCUCAGGCACCGCGCUGCGAGCGAAGGCACCACCACCGGCACCGGCACCGCCCCCCGGACCGCGGCAGUGGCAGCGGCGCCUCCUCAGCGGAGAAGGCGCACAAGGGGAGGCGGGGGAGCGUCGGCGAAGGGAGGCCCGGCAAGAGAGAAAGCCGAGAUGAAAAUGGCAAGACCCAGAGAGCUGACAGUCUUAUUGUAAAGAAAAUAAAGAAAAAGAAGAAAAAGAAACACAGAGAAGACACAAGGGGGAGGCAUCUGAAAAUGUACAACAAGGAAGUACAGACGGUGUGUGCUGGUCUUACCCGUAUCAACAAAGAGAUUUUGACUCCAGGGGAGAAUGAUAACUUAGAAGAGAAUAAGGAAUCUUUUAGGUACCUAAAAGAUGAACAGCUGUGUCAGUUGAAUUUGGGUGUGCAGGAAUAUAGGAUACCCCAGGGGGUGCAGUCUCCAUUUACUACCCAUCAGGAACAUUCUGUUCGCAACAGCUUCUUGAAAACAGGCACUAAAUUUAGUAAUUUUAUUCAUGAAGAGCAUCAGUCAAAUGGAGGAGCUCUGGUACUUCAUGCGUAUAUGGACGAACUCUCAUUUUUGUCUCCAGUGGAGAUUGAGAGAUUUGCUGAAGAGUUUCUUGCUUUGACAUUUAGUGAGAAUGAAAAAAAUGCAGCAUACUAUGCUCUUGCUAUAGUUCAUGGGGCAGCUGCCUACCUGCCAGACUUCUUGGAUUACUUUGCUUUUAAUUUUCCUAACACUCCGGUGAAAAUGGAAAUCCUUGGCAAGAAGGAUAUUGAAACAACCACCAUUUCAAAUUUUCACACUCAGGUCAGUCGAACAUAUUGCUGUGGAACCUACAGAGCAGGUCCAAUGAGGCAGAUCAGUCUUGUUGGAGCAGUGGAUGAAGAAGUUGGAGACUAUUUCCCAGAAUUUCUUGAUAUGUUGGAAGAAUCUCCAUUUCUUAGGAUGACUUUGCCUUGGGGUACUCUUUCUAGUCUCAGAUUACAGUGCAGAUCGCAAAGUGAUGAUGGGCCCAUAAUGUGGGUAAGACCAGGUGAACAGAUGAUUCCAACAGCUGAUAUGCCAAAGUCACCAUUCAAACGGCGAAGAUCAAUGAAUGAAAUAAAAAACCUCCAGUAUCUACCUCGGACCAGUGAACCCCGCGAAGUUCUCUUUGAAGAUAGAACAAGAGCACAUGCUGAUCACGUUGGGCAAGGAUUUGACUGGCAGAGUACCGCAGCUGUUGGUGUGCUUAAAGCUGUUCAGUUUGGUGAAUGGAGUGACCAGCCUCGUAUAACCAAAGAUGUAGUUUGUUUUCAUGCUGAGGAUUUUACUGAUGUAGUUCAAAGACUUCAGUUGGAUCUACAUGAACCUCCAGUCUCACAGUGUGUUCAAUGGGUUGAUGAAGCCAAGCUGAACCAAAUGAGACGAGAAGGGAUUCGCUAUGCUAGAAUCCAGCUUUGUGACAAUGACAUCUACUUCAUCCCUAGAAAUGUCAUUCAUCAAUUCAAGACAGUUUCAGCUGUCUGCAGCUUAGCUUGGCAUAUAAGACUCAAACAAUACUAUCCUGCAGGGGAGAAUUCUCAGAGUACAGAUGGCAUUUCAAAUAUGGACAGUACCACCCAUGACGAGAUGUUAUCAGAAGAAAAUAAAUGCCUGCUUGUGAAAGAAGAGCCUGAGGAAGUAGGAAGAGAUGUGCAGACGGCAACAAUGCCACAACCACUGCUGUUUUCAUCUCUCUCAUGACUUGUCCUGCAACAAGAUAAGCUGAUGGUUCAGUCCCUUCCAGUUUUUAAAAAACUAGAACCAUAUAAGCAACACAAUCCACAGGAUGAUCAUAUGUGCUCUCUUGUGUGAUAUGUACAUAAUCGUAUACAUUUUUAAAACUGCUUUUUAAAAUUUUGAUGUGAAGGUAUAGUUUUAUAACUGGGUUAUGUUUUAUUUGAAAUAUCUUGCCUAUAAUUCUAUAACAAAAGGUGACAUUCCAAAAAUGUCAGGCAUAUCUUUUUUACACAGAUUAUGCAAAGUUAGAGUUGUAUUUUACUCCCUUAGUGCAGCAUGUAGUAGUGGACUACACCUUUCGUGUAUUUUUUUAAAGGAAUGAGGUAAUAAUUCAACAUCUCAAUAUUUUUUUUCUUUUUAGAAACAUCAAAUAUUUAUCACUUGGUAAAUCUGAAACUGCUCCAUCUAUUUAUCCUUAGCUUUCAGAAUAAAAGGGAUGGUUUCUGUUGAGGAUUCACAAAACGACUCUCCCAUUCUAUUAAUGGCAUGAAUGAAAGAGAGCACAGCACUUUUAAUGAUCAGUUACAUUUAUAUGUGUAUUUGUGUAUGUGUGAGAGAUUUUGAAAGCCUGGUGGAAACUUAAGUUACCAGCAAAGUAGAUGUUCAGUUCUUACCAACACAUCCAUAAUGAAGUUAGUGGCAGAGUAUAUGAUCUUGUUGAAAUGUGAUGAUGACUAAUCUAACACUUCCCAUAUCUCUGCUUUUAAUGUUUGUGGGAAUAUUGCUUUUUAAUAUCUUCUUCCCUGACUGCGUAACAGAACACUAGUGUCUAACGAAAUUAACUGUUGGCAGUCUCUCUGAGGAAACUGCUGUCUUUGAGCACUUUAAGGCAUUACAAUAUUUUAACCAAGUUGGUGGCUUGUUUAAUUCACAUCAAGUAUCUGAGAGGAAACCAUCAGCUCCUUUCCAUUGAUGCACUUACUCCAGUAGUGUAGGCUAAGGUAUAUACAUUGGUUGUCUUUAUUGUCAGAAAUUCUAUAUUGCCAGUUCACAGGUUAUCAUAAAUGGGCUGAUAUUUCCACAUAUAAGUCUUGGUUACCCUAGUGCUGUGUUGGAAGUUUAAAUGGCACAUCCUGGUAUGCUCAGUGUCAAUAACUAACACUGUUUAUCAAUCAUACAAUAUUUCCCAAUAACUAUAAUCCACUUUCACUCAUUUUCUGUAUACAAAAUUAUAUUUAUUUCUGGUACUAGAAGAAUCGGGCCUCCAAACUGUAGGAUGUCAACUUCAUUAAAGUGCAAUCAAAAUUGUUUUUAAAAAAGCAACUUGUGGAGUAAGGGACAGAUCUGGAGCACUACAUCAGUGCAAGCAGAAAAGCCUUGUUUAUUUCAAUGCAUUUUUGAUAUCAAUUCUUUGAAAAAUUUAGCAAAUGUUAAUCUGUUUAUAAUAGCAAUUACUUUGUGCAAUAUUGUUUUGUGUAGAUUGUAUGCCUAUUAGCACCUCUUGAUAGAGGGCACACUUUUAAAAUAAUAGCAAAAUAACCAGAAAACAUUGCAGUGAUUUAGGUAGAACUGUAUUACUCCUGAUAUAUACACGUAUAUGUAUUGUCUUUGGUGCACACCCGAAGACGUAUAGAAAAUAUUUCAGCUUAAAAUGAAUUUUCAGAUUGGAGUGGUGGUGAUUUGUAACGUAAUCUGUGUAAAUACAGUGUUAGGGUUAAAAUCUUUAUACAAAAAGUAAUGUGUUUUUAUGCAGGAGUGUAGCUUUUAAUCUUAACAAAGAAUUCUAGGUUGACCAAUACUGGUUCAGAAAUAACCUCUGUGUACUCCAGCCUUUUCCACUUUCUGUAAACUCUUGGUCUAGAAGAAUUUUCAUAAGCUUCAGUGGGCUAUUUAAAGUAAAAUUCUUCACAGGCAAUAUGAGUAUCAGCAAAUCAUUUAGAUUUGACCAAUCCCAUAUUUAUUUUUGCAUUUCUUUUUCAUUUUACUAGUCUUCCAAGCAUUGAUUUCUUCUCACCCAUAUGUCGUAUAUGGCAGUUUGAAGAAAGAUGGCUUAGCUUUCUCUCUUGGAUGUUUCAGCUACAUGUACACCUGUCACCUGAAAAGACAGCACUGUGCAUAACCACUCAGGAAUCGGAAAACAUGGAAAAGACUUCACAGCUGAAGGGGGGGAGCUAUUGAUUGCUCAGCAUUUCCUGUCCUGAAAUAAAACUUCUGAACCAACAAAGUAGCAAAAUGCAUACCCAUAUCAUUUUUAAAAGGUGUAGUACAACGUAAAUGUUAAAAAUUAACAUGGACAAUGCAGGUUGGAUCCAACCUUGUCUGUUGGUAAAUAGAAGGGUUCCUUCCUUUUAGUAGGAGAAUCCACUGGAGACUACCUUCUAGAAAAAGGAAGGUAAGUGAUUUCCAUCACUUCCCUCAUUCCUUUUGCAGGGCCAGUGUUAUGUCCCACAACACUGUUCUGGAGGGUUCACCAGUCCUCUAGAGCAGCUUUUCAGAUAAUUAUAAGGGGAACAGGAAUUGCUGAAGUAUACCCAUUAUCUCAACCAGAGUUAGCUGUAUUCUAUUGAGCACAAAUCUGGAUUCCACCCUAUAAUAAGUUUGCUUGCACAUUAAAUUACAGCAGUACGAAGCAGCCUUUUGGGUUUUAUUUGUCAGAACUAAAAUUCUUAAGUUAGAUGGAGAAUCUUGGACCAAUGUUCCAUGCCUUUCUAGUUAGAGCUAUUAGUAUCAGAACUGCAGUGUGAUGUGUAAAUGCAGUCAUGCAGUAUUUUGGAUAAAUGUGCUUCAGGCAUUUUGUUCCUGCUCACUUACCUUAAUUUCACCUUACAUGUAUCUUUAUAGUUAUAAUUUGUUGCAUCAAGCAUGAAUUGUCACUCACUAUGAAAUUAGAGGGCCAAGUACCAAAGAGCUAUGUACAUGGAGUUGUGCAUAUUCACAGGGCUGGAUUGAUUUCUCUGUCUACAGCCCUUUGCAGAAUAUUGGAAAGUACUCCAAGAGUCCCUUGACAUUCUUUUGAGGGAAGUUGGGACUGCCCUGUGAGAGGAGGUUGACAAAAGCCUAGUGCAUGCGUGCCCAGAUCAUGCAUUUGGAUUUUAUAGAAGAUGAGGGAAAACAGCUUGUAGAAUUAACAUGGUGAAAAAUAUGUCUGAUUUGCACGAAGAAGGCUAGCAGGAAUUUCUGAGUGAAUAAUAAUUAAAGUCAACUAUGGAAUUUUAAAAAAAUAGUGACUGGGUUCCAAUUGCCAAGACAACUCAGUUUAUUUGGGGAACAUAUAAUCUUUAGCUCUUGAUGAAGUAAAGAGAUUUUUAAAUUUUAGUAUCUCAGGAACAUGUUGGGAAAUAAAUUAUAUUGAUGUGAAGAUUUCAGAAAUGUAUCUGCCAAUGUAACUGAUACUUCACUUAAAGCCAAUAGGAAAUUUCAUUUUAUAAAUAGUACAGUACUUACAAAAUGGAAUUAAAUGGGAAGGCAGAGUUAUAUUUACAUUUAUUUUAUUAUAGGAUACUAUUUAGCUGUGAAGACAUUUUCCCCAUUCUGACUUCCAUAAUGGCUGAGUACCAAUUUCGAAAGGGAGAGAAAAGAUUUGGUCUUCCAGAUACUGAACAGUAAUUUCUAUCUUCCCUCACCACUGUCUGUUGGACAGGAUUUAUGGAUGGCCACAUGCUCCCCAUCUUUUGUUAAUGUAUCAAGUGCACCCUGUAUUAUGUUUUCAUAACUUGCUAAAUAUUAGGACUCCCACAGUUAUGGUUCUUGUCUAAGGAUACUGAGCAACCUCUAAGUGGAAAAUUUAGGCUUCUCUCAUUUAUUACACAUCCUAUUUUUCCUGUGUUAAGAAACCAAGAGAAGUAAUAUGUGUUCAUUGUGUAACUAUAUUUGGCCACUGAUUCAUUUAGCAAACUAGAAAAAAAGUAAAAUUAAGAAAUAAAUGAACUAAGCCUUUCAUAUUCCCAACUCGUUUUUUUCCUGAACAUAAAUGUCUAUUUUGUAAAUAACAUGUUCUCUUCCAUGAAGAUGGAACAUGUAGAGGAUUCAAGUGAGAUUUAAGGGACCCUUGACAUCUACCAUAUAGGUUUUUGCAAACAGGAAAAGGGCUCUAGUUUUUCUAGUUUUCCUACAUAUGAAAACUUUGCUUUUUGUUCGGGGAAAAGAGCAUUCAUUUAUUGUCAGAGCCCCAGGAUGGGUAUUUGUUUUUCUCAUACUGCCAUUGACAUGCUUUAAUUUAUUCUGAGUGGUAACCUUUCUUUACUUGGGGCACAAUCCUGUCCAGGAUAAGCACCUCUAGAUCCCAUUGAUUUCAAAUCAAAUAAAAUUUAAAUGUGAUUAAUGUUGGCAGGAUUGUACUCUUCUUUCCUUACAAAUGCUGAGUAUUAUAGCCAUAUUGGUUGUAUUUGAAGGUUGCUAUUAGCGAGGAUAUUUAUCCAUCUCUUGAAAGCUUUCUACUGUAGAUAAACAUAUUGGCCCAACAAACAACGUUCCAAUAACAUUAAGGCCUUCCAUUGAUAUACAUAAUUUUAGAACCCAACAGCACAUGUAGUCGAGAAGGGGCUUCUCUUAAUAUAGCACUUUCGAUUCUGUCUAAGCAAAUACCUAUAAUUAAUAUGUUGUAUAUACAAUAGAUUUGUGUAGUGUUUUGUGAUUAAAUUCAGUUUUGAUUGGCAGCUAAGAUAUUUUUCUGUGGUUUUAAUAAUCUAAGGUCUUUGCAUAUAGAAGUUAUGUACAAUUGCCUGGAAGACUGUUUUGCUUUGUGUGGCCUUAGUAUAUUUAUUGACAUUUAGCAAGUGUUUUAAAGAGGUUUUUAUAAUAGUAUAAACUGAUGGGAAAAUUUUAAGCCUCUCUGUGAAUAAUCCCUAACACAGUGCAUUUCUUUUAGUAGCUGACUGUAAAAGCAUAUCACUGUUUAAAAGAUAUUUCUUUGUUUAAAAAAAACAGUACAAUGGAAUGCAUAGAUUUCCCCCCUGUAAAGUAUUUUUUUAAUAAACAGAAUUCUGAUUUGUCCUUAAUGAGAAA